AUGUCAGGUGCAAAUGCCACAGAGAAUACAACAUCAUACGAUUACAGCUCUUACAAUUAUGGCAACAUAGAUGGCUUCUCUCCUGACGACAUAACCGAUGUGAAGAACUUCAGCCAAGUGUUUCUGACAUUUCUCUACAGUUUGGUUUUCAUCCUGGGCUUCAUAGGUAAUGGACUAGUGGUGUGUGUCCUGGUGAAGCACCGCAAUCAGAGCAACUUGACAGACAUCUGCCUCUUCAACCUGGCUCUCUCCGACCUCCUCUUCAUCUUCACGCUGCCUUUCUACACUCACUAUGCCAGGGUCAGCCAGUGGAUAUUUGGAGGCUUCAUGUGCCGUUUAAUCUCCGGAUUUCACAAGACUGGCUUCUUCAGCAGUAUCUUCUUCAUGGUCACCAUGACAAUGGACCGCUACAUGAUCAUCGUGCACGCUCACAGGGUUACACGUUAUCGCACAAUGAGGGCAGCCAUCAUUCUGACCGUGCUCGUUUGGAUGCUGAGCUUGUUUGUAUCUCUGCCGGAUUUUAUCUUCACAGAAGCAAUGACAAAUGAUUCAGAGUCCCACGGGUUCGAGUGUGACUAUCCCCAGGAGAGCAAAGUCUGGAAGCGCUAUGACCUGUUCACCAUAAAUGUGCUGGGUCUCGUGAUUCCCUUGUUGGUGAUGGUAGGUUCCUACUCCAGGAUCAUCCCCAUGCUGGUGACCAUGAGGACCACAAAGAAGCACCGCAUAGUCAAGCUGAUCAUCUGUAUAGUGGUUGUAUUUUUCUUGCUCUGGGCCCCAUACAACAUUUCCCUUUUCUUGAAGUUUCUUCAGGAAGAAAACAAAAUCCCACGCAAUAAAAUCUGGGACAGAAACGUAAGGAUAUCAAUAACAGUGACCGAGGCUUUUGCUUAUACUCACUGCUGCCUGAACCCCAUCAUAUACGCUUUUGUGGGACAGAAGUUCACGAGAAGAGCCUUGCAGCUGCUGAAAAGGUUGGUGCCUGGUUACAGCAGAGGUUUGUCCGACAGCUCAUUCAGGAGAAGCUCAGUUAUGUCCAGGUCCUCUGAAGUCACCUCCAGUAUUAAACUGUAGAAGGUGGAGGGCAGUUGUAAUUAGUUUGGCAUCAAUGUUUCACCCUGUUACUGCAGACCAUGUCUUUUUCUUUUUGCAGUGAUUUGUUUCAUUCAUUUGGUCACUUCUGUUAUCCUCAUACUACAAUGUUCUUCACCAGUGUCUCAUCAUCAAAGUCUGUCUGUACACCUUUAGACUCUUUGAUUUUGCAGUGGUAUAAUUUUUUGUUUUGACCGUAAGAUUUCAGCUGUAAAGGCUCUUUACUUAUAAAAUCAUUGUAACCUUGUAGCACUGCCAUCUGCUUUACAGAAUCUGAAGUGUUUGUGUGUGAUGCAAAUAUGCAUUCUUCUGCUCAAGCUUAAUGACACUUGCUGGUGUUUUAAAUGGAACCUGUUGUU
Messenger RNA from Archocentrus centrarchus (flier cichlid), 1448 nucleotides. Its product is annotated as C-C chemokine receptor type 2-like. Gene Ontology annotation, molecular function: C-C chemokine binding; C-C chemokine receptor activity. The transcript is spliced from 3 exons. The record is from RefSeq and is a predicted model, not a curated record. NCBI's taxonomy places the organism in Eukaryota, Metazoa, Chordata, Actinopteri, Cichliformes, Cichlidae. Gene Ontology annotation, biological process: calcium-mediated signaling; immune response; positive regulation of cytosolic calcium ion concentration. Gene Ontology annotation, cellular component: membrane; external side of plasma membrane. The coding region runs from base 1 to 1071 and encodes 356 amino acids.